Molecule: messenger RNA, 1251 nt
Organism: Metarhizium album ARSEF 1941
Lineage: Eukaryota; Fungi; Ascomycota; Sordariomycetes; Hypocreales; Clavicipitaceae
Product: peroxin 22-like protein
Exons: 3
Coding region: 1-1251 (416 amino acids)
Source: RefSeq, a predicted model, not a curated record
AUGUCUCCGGAUCGAUACGACCGUGGAUCCUCCCGGCGCGGUGUCUGGAGCCACUGGGUGCCACUUGCCAUAACCCUCACCGUCGCGACCGCUGGGAUAGCUGCCUGGGUAUGGAGCCAGCACAAGGAGGACGAGGAGGACAAUGCCUUUGACCACGAGCCGGGCUUGGAUUAUGAGAAUGCUGAUUACGGGGACAACCCUCCUUACGGUGCUUCGAUCCGCGAUCCGCGAGGGCCAGAGCAACCCCCUCGACAGUAUCAACAAGGCGAUGAUGCCGCAGCCUAUGGGGUAGCUACAGCUCCCAGUGAUACUUCUGCGGCGGGAUGGGGAGCACGCAUGUCGGGCGCAUUGAGGAGGACGCCCAGUCCUCAACGAUUCUUCGACUCAACGGGCAAGACGGUUGCUGCUGGCAUGGCUGCCGCUGGCGCUGCUGUCGGCAAGGCCCUUGCUUCCAUCCGCGAAGAGGAUAAAGCGUACGGGGAGAAUCCGUGGCAGGAGGAAGCCGAUGCGAAGAAGGGCCGGGCUCCUGUCACCGGAGACAAGGGCCGGAAGACGGUCGCUGUCGUCGUGUCGGCUGAUACAAAGAUCUCUGACGUGUCUGGUGAUGGAACGCACGAGCUGGCUGCUAACGGUUCAUGGCAGUCAAUUCUGUCCCACAUUCCACGUCAUAACGACUUUUCAAAAAUCAAGUUGUACAUCUUGAUAUAUGUACCGAAUCUGGAGGAGUCCAUGUUGGAUGGUACUUCUAGUAACCUCCCGCCGCCUUCGUUGAGCUCGUCAUUUUCUAACAUUGGUCACGAUCAAGCCCAGACCCCCGGUGAAGAGACCAAGAGCCCUCUAAGCCUCCCAUCGAGUUCAAACGCGGCCUACCAUGCGAUCUAUUCCCAGGCUCUUAGCCUCGUGGAAAAGGAGACGACAAUCCUGCCCUUCACCACGCCCAGUGGUCACGUUUAUAUUCUACGUCACGUUCAACCAGAUAUCCUGUACCUUCAGGAGUCUUUGAGCGGUGACAAUGGCAGCAUCAUCACCACGCUCCAAACCUGGCUGCGACACGACAUUAUUCUAGUGGUUGGCGCCGAGAGUGGUUCUGGAGGCCUGGCAGACAGUGAGUCGGAGGCUGAGAAGACGGGGAAGCAGCUGGAGAAGUGGUGGCAAAGACCUGAACGAGUCGGACGCGGGCGUGGAGUCGUGGUGGUUGAUGGCAUGCGGGUACAUGAUGAUUGGGCUCGAAGGGUCCAGGGUAGGGAGUGA